GACCCACUACAAGCAAGUUCCCACGAGUACAACCUUCCCAGAAACUGAUUGAACGACUACAACAUCUUCAAAAGUAGAAAUGACUCAGGCAUUCGGGGAAAUCGUCUUUCGCACUCGCUAUAGCGACAUCGAAUCAUGUCGAAGGGAAGAGUUCUGAGCAUUCAGUCGCAUGUUGCGUUCGGCUAUGUUGGGGGAAAGGCUGCGGUGUUUCCCCUCCAAUGCCUUGGCUUUGACGUUGAUGUAGUGAAUACUGUCAACUUCUCGAAUCAUACUGGGUAUGGCCGCUUCGGAGGAUCCAGAACCACCGCGGAAGAAUUGUCUCAGAUGUUCCGUGCUUUGGAAGAGAAUGGGCUCCUGAAACCUUCCCGGCUUCUCACUGGAUAUAUCGCUGGAGCGGAAGCCCUCACAACAGUAGCAGGCCUAGCAAGUAAGCUGCGGCAACGUGAUCCUCAGCUAAUAUAUGUCCUAGAUCCGGUGCUUGGAGAUGCUGGUAAACUCUAUGUGGCACCGGAGUGCGUGCCCAUAUACCAGUCCAUGUUACCUCUCGCCACAGUCAUCACCCCAAACUGGUUCGAAGUCGAGGUCCUGACCAAAAUCAACAUCGUGGACAUGACAUCCUUGAAGGGUGCACUCCGCGUCCUGCACGAGCAAUACGGCGUACCGAACAUUAUCAUAAGCUCUAUGAUUCUCAAGCCCUGGCUGAAGGAGGCCUUGCCUGACCACAUACGGCCUUCCAACGCGGAACAAGACCGAGCGGAUUAUCUGCUCUGUCUUUGUUCAACGUCCAGCAACACGGAGAACCCGGACGAUCUCUCUAUGGUCCAUGCAUACGCCAUUCCCUGUGUCCCCGGAUAUUUCUCUGGCGUCGGUGAUCUUUUCUCAGCUAUGGUCCUUGCGCAUCUUGAACCCACGGUCUCCCCUGCUGACCUGGAACAGCUGGGCACGGGCCAGACACCGCUGUCGUACGCCACCUCCAUGGCGGUUACCAAGACGCAUGCGGUACUCUCGGUGACGUACGAGUACUCGCAGAGCCUACCGGAGGACGAGCGGUUGCCUACGGAUGAUGAGAAGGAUAAGGAGGACCCGGAGCGCAAGAUUCGGAGGAUGAAGGGGAGGGAACUUAGGCUUGUGCAGGCGCAGGAUAUAAUCAGGAGUACAAGCAUUGAGGAAUGUCGGCGGAUGGAACCUUGGACGACUUUUUGGAAGUUGUAGUCUAGGGCUCGGCAUAGAUUUCCGAACUACAAAUUAGAUAUUGCUAUUGCUCAACUGGAUGCCCAUGUACUUGGAUGUCUAUAUCUUGCCUAAUGUCUACCUCGAGCCCCUUGAAUUCCCC
Molecule: messenger RNA, 1333 nt
Organism: Gloeophyllum trabeum ATCC 11539
Lineage: Eukaryota; Fungi; Basidiomycota; Agaricomycetes; Gloeophyllales; Gloeophyllaceae
Product: Ribokinase-like protein
Exons: 6
Coding region: 136-1212 (358 amino acids)
Biological process (GO): pyridoxal 5'-phosphate salvage
Cellular component (GO): cytosol
Molecular function (GO): pyridoxal kinase activity
Source: RefSeq, a predicted model, not a curated record